AUUUCUAAAACAACUGGAAGGUAGGGCCAUGCUGCGAAGAGGAGUGCACCGACCAUUGUUGUCGACCCACGUUACUCGUUGUUUGUGUGAAAGAGAUGUAACGAUUCUAGCUACUGUGGAUUGUAAAAUUGACUUCAGAUGACUACCAAUAAUUCUAAGCGAUCAAACCAAGAGUAUGUGACUCCAGCGAGCUCAGCACAGGAUGCCCAGCCAUCUCCACUGGCGCUGCUGGCCGCCACUUGCAGUAAAAUCGGUGCCCCGCCUGAGGAGGGUCUCGCACAGGCGGGAGGGGGUGCGUCCAUGCGCGUGAUAGGGGCGGGGCAAGGGUGGGCCCACCGCUGGAGAGAUUGUUGCCCCGGAUGGGUUCAGCUUCCAACAGGAACAAUCGUAGACGCCAGCGGAAAGCCCAUCACCACAGUGUCAGGCGCAGGCCCUGUGGGAGCCGCCAACAUCGCCGGGCAACUCAUCCAGCAAGCAGCCGCCCCACAGCUCGUUGCCACUGCCGGGCCGGGGGGUCAGAUCACCUACAUGAUCCCAGGAACGGUCCCUUCGCACCAAAUAGUUACCAUUGAUGGACAAGAAGCCAUAGUCAUAGCAGGGCCCAGCAAUGCCAACCAAGCUGCCUUCAUGUCUGGAGGUGGGGGGACCAUUGUGACCCCCUCCGGACAGAUUAUACGUACCCAUGGCCUAGCCGGUGGUGGUAUGAUACCCAAUAUGGGGUUUACAAAUAUGGGCCCUAAUGUGGUCAACAUUGGAGGAAAUCUUGUCAACCUGGCAGGAAUGCAACAGGCGGUUAGACAAGGAACAGGGAUGGUGCAGGGAAUGCAAACGUUAGGUGGGAUGCAGGUGCAACAGAUCCCUAAUGUUAUCCAAAUCCCAGUGUCCAUCAAUGGCCAGACUGCCAUACAAACAAUACAACUGCCUAUGCAGGGAUUCCCAGGGUUGCAUCAGGCUGCACUGGCUAAUGGUGGGUUAGUCUCACUCACUCCAUCCAAUCAAAUGAGCACACAGCCACAGAAUGGUACUCCCAUGACACAGAUGACAAGCACAACCCCCAACACCAACUGCGAAGACAUGGGGCGAAGCACCCCAAAGUCUGCAGACAAGAACGACAGUGCGAAAAAUGUAAACAAUUCUGUUGCUAAUGCAGCCACCUUGCUGAGUGCACAACAGGCUCAGAGUCUUCUCUUCAACCAGACUAUGGGCAGUGGCACUUUAGCCAAUUUGGCCCUUGCUCCCAAUCAGGGCAUGACUGCGAUCAUACCAAUGAAUGCUAAUGUACUGAACACUGCAAAUGGUCAAAUGAUUAUAACAUCUCAAGGAAACAUAGUUUCCAUGCCUUCGAUGACCAUGAGCUCAUUUCCUCAAGCUGCUGUGUCAACAGCAGCCUCUUCAGCAGUCACAGCCACCACAGCAUCCCAGAAUUCUGUGAUAUCCACCGUGUUACCAGGGCAGCCCCAUUUACUGGCAAGCCAGAAUCUUCAAGGAUCAGUUCUUCCCCAGAACUGGUUGCAAAAUCUGCAGGUACAGAACCUGCAAGGGCUUCAAGGAUUUCAAGCUGUUGGGGGAAUCCCUGGUCUGACAAGCAUUCAAGCCAUUACACCUCAAGGGCAGAUAAUCAGUGGUGCUACUCUUCAGAACUUGGGAGCAGUAGCACUUGGAUCUGCUGGUGGAAUCCCAGGACUUACCAAUGGAAUUCAGCAAGACUCUUUGUCCAAUCUGCAGGUGGCAGGACCCAUACAGAAUGUGGUGACUGCUGGUAGCAGUGCAACAACAGUCCAAGCAGCCAGCGGGCAGGCAGCAGUGGCUCCGACACAUGCAUCGCAGUCCCUUUCUGGAACACAGAUAAUCUCAGCUACUCAGCUACAACAAGACCCAAACGACCCAAACAAGUGGCAGCUGGUGGCAACAUCACAGCCUUCUACUACCACACUGGCUCCCAGCCCUUCUUCUGCCACUCCAUCGCCCUCGGACAACAACAGCAACAAUCGUCGCUUGCGUCGUGUGGCUUGCACCUGCCCUAACUGUCAGGCUGAAGGCAGAAAUGCAACUGGAGAUAAGAAAAAGCAGCAUAUAUGUCACAUUCCCAACUGUGGUAAGGUCUAUGGCAAAACUUCACAUCUUCGUGCACAUUUGAGAUGGCAUACUGGAGAACGACCAUUUGUGUGUAACUGGAUCUUUUGUGGCAAACGUUUUACACGUUCUGAUGAGUUGCAGCGACAUAAACGUACUCACACAGGUGAGAAAAAAUUUCAGUGUGAAGAGUGCAAUAAGCGAUUUAUGCGCAGUGACCACUUGUCAAAGCAUAUUCGCACACAUCAAAACAAGAGGGGUGGUGGUGAUGCUGUGACAAAAAUGGAGGAAGGUGAAAUGGAUGAUGAUGACGAUGAAGAAGAAGAAGAGGAGGAGGAGGACAAUGGUGAUUUGCUGAUGGAGAAAAAUGCAGGAUUUUAAGACUCUCCUGUUGCCUUAUCCUUGAACAAAGUCAGCAAGAGGAAUGUGAAUGGGAUUCGUGGUUUUUACAGUGACAGAAAGGGACCAUUUCAUAUAAGCCAUAUGGUGGUUGUGAUAUGGUGUCACAGAGUAAAGGUUCUCUCUGAGAAAACUAAAGAAAACUUUUUUUUUUUUUAACAAGUGCUGAUUCACAUUCCUGAUAGUUUUGGCUGAACAUAGUGAGGUGAUUGUGAUAAUGCUUGAGUGUGGAUUCCAGCAUGUGCUGCUGGAGAGAGAGUUAUGAAGUUUUCUGAGCCAUUCUUCUCAGACCUGUGAUGACAUUUAAAAAUGGUUUCUUGGAUGUUAUGAGAAGUAUGGAUCACAGUCUGAUGUUCAGAAUUAUCCAGAAGAUAAAAGACUCCUAUUUCGCUUCUUCCCUUUUAUUAUGGCAGUCAUUGGACCAGUGGAAUUAUAAGGUUCUUUUAUUAAUGGGAUGGAGCACUGUAUUUUGCGCUGACUGUACCUUCCAAGGACAGAGGUUUGCAUCCCUUGGUGGGAUGGGACACUGUAGGUGAUCCGAGUUAAAACUAUGUCCAGGUUUUCUCUCAUUGCCUGAUCUUCUUUCACGUGCUUGCAUGAUCAACAAGUCACCAAAUGAAGAGAGGGCUCCAUGAAAGUGCCUGGAAGACAUAAAAACACUGUGUAUUCACUUAUAUUUCUGUAUCAAAAGGAGCCAUCUUACAGUGUGUGAUCAAAAAUGUGCAGAUGGUAUGCAUGUGCUAAUCUCCAUAUUAAAAGCAACCAGAAAGGCCACUUUCCCAACUCCUUUAUGGCUAGAAUUUUAUAUUCAUUUAUAAUAAAAGUUUAUGCUGCAGUUCAGCUAAUGCUACUGACUGCUUUUUUGGAGCUGAUAAUAACAGUUUAUGCUGCAGUUCAGCUUAUGUUACUGAAUGCUUAGUUGGAGCUGAUAAGUGAAAAAAGGAAGUUUAUUUGCAUUAAGCUUGAUUUAGACUAAAAUCAACCUUUGGAAUGUGAUAAACAUCUUGGCUGGAUUGAUAGUGCUGGAUUGGUUUUUUUUGUUUUUUUUGUUUUUUGUUAUUGUUGUUGAUUUUCUUUUGUCCUGACAUUUUUAUGUCUCUUUCUUUAAUAAAAUUACUGUUUGUAGGUUCUAGCCUUCAGCUGCUAGCCCAGGCAAUGAUAGACAUUUGACUGUACCUUUUUAUAAAGUACUCGAGGCAGCACUUUACCCUUGGCAGUUACUUUUGAUCUGGUGCAGUUUUGUGAUCCCUUUUGUUGUCGGAACAAUCUGAACCAACAAAUGCCUUCAUUUCUAAAAGCACAAGAUCGCAGCUCUUAAUCUGGGAUGAUCUCUUGAGCUGUCAUACCAGUUCAAAGGUGAAACAAUUUUAGUGCUGAAAGAUUUCAAAUCUCUGCCAAUGACGAUGUCGAUCAGUAAUGUGUCCAUCACCAAGAUAAAGGCACUUCUUUGCUCAUAUAUAAAUAAUGAAAAAAAUUAUUGAAUUAUACCCUAAUUAUAAAUAUUUAUUAACUGUCUAAAAGCUUAAAAGAAAGAGUACUGUGAAGUCAGUGUCUAUGUACUGGCUGACAUCAUUAACACUUAAGGUUAAGAACAUAGUUUGAUGUUUUUUGCAAUGGAAAAAAAGAUGCAGUUUUCAAGCCUGUAAUAAACAUCAUGGGGAAAGGUAUAAAUGCAAAAUUGAACAUGUUUGAGCAAUUAAUUGUCACAGUGUCUGACUGUGUGCCCAGAAAAGAAAACAUUGAUGUGGUACUUUUAUGAGUUUGGCAGGAGGGCUUCUUAAGAAAUAUGAAGACUCCUCACCGCAUGGACCAGUUGGUAUUGAAUGCUGGUCAUGGAAGAUGGCGGUGUGGCGGCUUAGUUUCAGUACAGUACACUGCUGUAUAAACAUUCAAAAAUAUAUUUAAAUGUCAUAAAUGGUGCAAAAGUAAUUUUACACAAUAUCUAACGAUAACUGACAAGCCCACUAUCAGUACAUUAUGCUUGAAAUAUCAGUACAGGCAGGUCCUCUCUUAUCAACAAUUCCUUUAUCCAUUGAAUCAUUAAGUGAGGUUUGUGUUUACAGUGCAAUUUCAUCUUUGCAGUGAUGCACACUUUGAGUAAGUACAUUCUUCGGCUGCUAAAUUACUUGUGGACAUGAAUGCAUGUGCUGUGCCCACCUAUCUUGGUAUAUGAAAAAAGUUGGCAUGUUUUUAACUUUGUAGGAAGGGAACUAAAUGGUGAAGAAAAAUAUUAGAAUGAAUACAGUUGUGUGUGUUUAACAAAUCGGUAA
Pomacea canaliculata is the source of this 4742-nucleotide messenger RNA. Its product is annotated as transcription factor Sp3-like. The record is from RefSeq and is a predicted model, not a curated record. Gene Ontology annotation, biological process: regulation of transcription by RNA polymerase II. Gene Ontology annotation, molecular function: RNA polymerase II cis-regulatory region sequence-specific DNA binding; DNA-binding transcription factor activity, RNA polymerase II-specific. Lineage: Eukaryota; Metazoa; Mollusca; Gastropoda; Architaenioglossa; Ampullariidae.